Symbiodinium pilosum is the source of this 3084-nucleotide messenger RNA. NCBI's taxonomy places the organism in Eukaryota, Dinophyceae, Suessiales, Symbiodiniaceae. The record is from the annotation of a GenBank genome assembly.
AUGGCAGAUGUUCAGCAGCUCGUGGACAUGGGGUUUGCCCACCCAGAAGCAGAGAUCGCCCUGCGUGAAGCAGGUGGCAAUGUCGAGCAGGCGCUUGAACUUCUUCUGACGGGUACGCAGCCUGAGCCAGAGGUUGAGACAAAGCCUGACAAGGCCAACCGUUUCAGCCCCCUGGGCGACACUUCGCUCGCAACUGAUAACGAUUGGCCUGAACUACCGAAACAAAUCACAACAUCUGGCUAUGCCAAGUCGGAUGGGCCGCCUGGAUUAGACAACACAAAGGAUGACCUCGGUGCGGCCUUGGACUUGUCCUUGGAGGACAUAGUGCCGACCCCGCAGAUGCCACGGCCACCUGGGCUUCCGUGCGGACUGCUGAAUGUGGGGAACACCUGUUAUGUCAACUCCUUGCUCCAGACACUCUUUCACGCGGAAGAGUUCCGGGAUGAGCUGCUGAAGUUCAGGCCUUCUGGCUCGAAACUGGAAGAAGAGCAUUCCCCAGGAGGUGUUCCCACAGUCGCUAGCAUGGCCGCAGAACGUCGCCGUGAACAUGCUUUGCAGCUGGUGCUGGAGCUGAGAAAGCUCUUUGCAUACUGCCAACUGUCUGAGCGCAGCUGCGUCAGCCCUGCGCAGCUGCUUCAUGAACUUGUUGACCCUCAGGGUCAUCAGGUGCCUGUGGGUGGUCAGGAGGAUGUCAGCGAGUUCAUGUUGAAGUUUGUAGAUCAACUGGAGGAGGGUGUUGCCACAGAUGAAGAUGAAUCCAAAGGGGAUUCAACUGCCAAGGAAGAGCGCAGUGCGAAAGGUGCCAGGAAGGCUUUUCACGAGCUUCUUUACGGAGAGCAGGUGCAGAUUUUCUCUUAUGUGGAUCAGGGUCAGGAUGGUUGCUCGCCGACGAGCCAAGCCGAUGAAAUGCCAGACAAAGAGCCGAUCACCAGUUCAGAGCAGAGCGAUUUUCUGCAGAUCUUCUUGGAUGUAAAGUACAGAAAUUUGUAUACUGCCUGGGCAGCAGCGAAUGAGCAAAGUGUGGACUACACUACGCCGGCGCAAGGCAAAACUCGCGUGUGGAUACGGAGACUUCCAAAGCUGCUUUUCUUCCAGCUGCAGCGCGUAACCUUUGAUCCGGAGACCAAGGAGCAAGUCAAGCUCGAAGAUGAAUUUGACUUUGAGACGACGAUUUAUCCAGAUCGUUUCAUGCAGAGGAACGAGGCGAUGGUGCUGGAAGUUGAGGACUUGGUGCAACAGCUCCGCAAUCGGAAAGUUGAGAAGGAGCUUGCCCUGCAGCGUUUUCGCCAGUAUCAGGCUACUGCUUGUCCUCAAGUCUCUCUUCCCGUGACCGAACUUCUGCGAAGUGCAGCCAGUUGCUUGGAAGCCAACGUCCGGGCUCUCAAAUCUGAGCCCACGCAAUCCUCCUCUUUCGACCCCGAUUCUGCCCUGAUUGCGAGUCGAAUGGAUGCAAACUCUGAGACUGACUGGAUUCAGACCUUGCAGACUUCGGACCCAGCGCAGACGGUCCAGACCCUCCGAGCUUUAGCAGAUGCAUGUCAAAAUCAGGAGGAGCGCUUGCAAGGGGAGCUUGCUUCCCUGGAACGACAGCUAUGUGAGGCAUAUUCUAAGGACUUGCAGAAACAGCCAUAUUACUUAUUUGGAAUCUGGGUCCACCAAGGCCAGCAGGCGGAGGCAAAAGCAGGUCACUAUGUAGCCUUCUUGAAAGACUGGCGAGAAGACCGCUGGAUGCGCUUCAGUGACUCCUUUGUCUCCAUUGUAAGCUGGGAUGAGGUCAGGGCAGCUGCUCUCGGUGGUGAAACAUGGAACGAUGGACAGAAUGCCAAGUCCCGGUCCUCUGCAUAUGUUCUUGUCUACAUGGAAGCGGCGCUAGCAGAAUCGCAGCAGCGGGAGUGUGCGGCAGCUGACGAAAUUAUUCCUGCGGAGUUGUUGGAGGAAAUAAAGACGGACAACAGAGCACUACAGAAUGAGCGUGGCAGCUGGCAAGAGCAGGUCAAGGUCCGUGAGCUUUGUCAGCACGCGCAAGCGAUCUUUCAAGAGUAUGGUGGGCAUUUGCAUCACUGGAAUCAAAAGAAGCCGAUGGGAGAUGCAUCAGGCAAUCCCCACUCCCAGGACCCCAACCAUCGCAAGCAGCUCAAUGAUCCGGCUUUGAUGUGCAUCGAGCUCUACUUGUUUAAGUCUGGCGGGGAGCAGGAAGUCUUUCAUUACAUGCUUAAGAACAGUUUGGAUUCACAGCGAGCAGUACGCUGUUGGCAGCCAGAAGACGAAAACCGAAUUCUCGCCUUCCUUGCCGAGAUUCUGCGAAGCCAAGACUGUUACGUGAAGAUGCUCAGAGAGAAGUUGGCUGUGGAAGAGUCUGUGGCCUCCUCCACCGAGAAGUCUGAGUCAAGCACGCUUCACACCUCCCGACGUUUCCGUGAGUGUGAACUGGUGGAGCUGGAUCUGCAAGCCUUGAAUGAGAAGUAUGAUACCGUACUCUUGCAGGCCCAUCUCCUGGAUGAGGCCUUGCAGUUGCUGAAGAGGGAGGGUGGCCUGGCUUUGCCUCGAGCCAUUGGCUGGCUUGCUUUGCUUUGGGCACAAUUUAGCCUGGACCUGGACUAUCAGUUCAGGCACAAUGAAGUGCUUCUAGUUCUCAGCGCGCUCAUGUACAACACAGUUACCUGCAUAGAAGAGCAGGAUGUAAUGCUGCAAGAGAACUAUAGAGAACUUGGUGAGUACUUCUACAUCGUCUUGAGCUCCGUGGAGUGGCCGAGAAAUUGGAAGGCCCCGUUGCAAGGACGUAUCGCAAAGAUGUUCCGGAACGCGCAAGACGUGAUGGAGACUGCUUUGAAUGGAAUACUGCAAGAGAGGGCAGAGCGCGAAGGAGCGGCCGGCGUAACAGUGACACCUACGCAUGCUGACCAUAAGCAGCUGGUGUUACGGCGGUCGCUCACCUACCUUGAUGGCAAGACGAUGGAUGAUUUCAAGGACCAUCCGCCUGCAGGUGAGGCAUUUUUUGACCGGCACCGUAUGCUCUGGUCAUGGGCCAUGCAAAAUGACAAGAUCUUGGCAAAGGAGUUUGUCGCUUUGGCUUCUCCAUGUUAG